AUGCGCGGGCGGGGCGUACCACUUUCCCCCUGUCCCCUCACAGUGUGCGCCGCGUCACGUACGCACGGGCCCUUCAUCUACAGGAUCGUGACAGUAAAGGGCAGCGCGCGCAACGCUCUACCUCUAUCGAAUUGUCGGCUGGGGACUGACAAUGUUGCGAUAUUACGAGAAGCAAAAACGUUGGUGGGCAAAAGCUAUCGGCGAGCGAUGGCCGCCGAGGAAUUUCCGCGAAAAAAGCUACACGUCACACGCGUCACCGACUCGACGUCACAGCGCAAGGCCGCGUUCACUAUGCUG
Brenthis ino (lesser marbled fritillary) is the source of this 297-nucleotide messenger RNA. NCBI's taxonomy places the organism in Eukaryota, Metazoa, Arthropoda, Insecta, Lepidoptera, Nymphalidae. The record is from the annotation of a GenBank genome assembly.